AUGCUUUUGUGUUUGCUCGUCCUCUCUUUUUUCAAAUUUACCUUCUCUCUUGAGACGCCCUCGCAGGCCUGUAACAAGGUUCAUCUCCCCAAGAAUGUUGGCGAACUCAAGAUUCUGUCGGUCUUUAGUAACGCAGAGGAGAACUAUACAUCUCCCUAUCUUCAAGGCAUCGCUCCAACAGAAGUGACAUCCAUCAAUUUCUGCAAUGUCACUGUGACACUCACUCAUCCAGGAGAUGAUGAUGUAGUCAUUAUCUCAGUCUGGCUUCCUCUUCAAUCAUGGAACGGAAAAUCUCUCGCAACCGGUGGUGGCGGGCUUCUCGCCGGCGAAUUCGAAGUAGAACAAGCACCCGGCGUGGCAUUGGGAUACGUCUCCGCAGCCACGGACGCAGGAUUAUCCAAUAACGGAACUAUCGGCGCAUCUUCGGGUCUGUGGGUACUCAACAACGAUGGCUCCUUGAAUUCUGGGCUGUUGACAAACUUUGCCUACCGUUCCAUCCAUGAUAUGAAUGUCAUCGCGAAGCUAGUUCUUCGCACGUUUUGUGGCCAUGCUGAGCAAUACUCUUACUACUAUGGCUGUUCUACUGGCGGCAGACAAGGCUAUCUAUCUGCAACUCACUAUCCGACGGAUGUUAAUGGGAUAUUGGCUAUAUCUCCGGCUAUUAAUACACCGCAAGUCUCCCUGGCGGACUUUUGGCCAUCUGUGGUGAUGGGAAAUGAGGUCGCGCUCCCGCAAUGUGUGUUCAGUGCAUAUCAAGACGCAAUCAUCGAAUAUUGCGAUGGCUUGGACGGAGUAUUGGAUGGCUUGGUCUCAAUGUACAAUCCGGAUUCUUGUACAUUCGACCCAUCUAGCCUUGUUGGGCAAUCUAUCGUCUGCAGUGACAUAAACUCGAGCAUCACAAUCACCUCAGAAGACGCAAAUGCUGUUCGAAAGAUACACCAAGGCCCCACCAGUCAAGACGGCAAAUCUCUCUGGUACGGAGUGCCCCCGGGCGCGAGUUUCAGCGGCCUAGCUAGCACCACUGUGGUCAACGGAUCUCUCGUUAUCGAGCCUUUCCAAGCAGCAGAAUACUGGAUCCAAAACUUCGUCUUUCAAGACCCGAAUUACCCUGCCCUGAACAUGACAUAUCAAGACUUCCGAACAGCCUUUGACCUCUCAGUAGAAAAGUUUUCUGCUCAGUUCGGAACACUUCAACCCAAACUAGACGAGUUUCGUCGUGGAGGGAAGCUUCUGACUUGGCACGGGCUAGCAGAUCAGUAUAUUGCUCAUUCGGGCACUGUUACGUACUGGAAUGCUACUACAGCGAGCAUGGGCGGAGCUGAGAAAAUUAACCCCUUCUAUCGAUUGUUCCUGGCCCCAGGGGCAGCACACUGUGGUGGAGGGUCGGGUCCAGUACCGGUAAACCCGCUCGCGGCAUUGACGGCUUGGGUAGAGAAUGAUACAGCUCCAGAGACGCUUUUUGCGUCAACUACCAACGCCGCUGGACAAACUGUGUCGCGGGAUCUAUGCCUUUAUCCCUCACAGUUGGCGUAUAGCGGUAUGGGUGAUGUGAACCAAGCGAGCAGUUUCAAUUGCCGUUAA
This is a messenger RNA of Penicillium cataractarum, 1581 nucleotides long. RefSeq lists its product as uncharacterized. The transcript has a single exon. Lineage: Eukaryota; Fungi; Ascomycota; Eurotiomycetes; Eurotiales; Aspergillaceae. Bases 1 to 1581 code for a protein of 526 amino acids. The record is from RefSeq and is a predicted model, not a curated record.